This is a messenger RNA of Thamnophis sirtalis, 6240 nucleotides long. RefSeq names its product protein associated with LIN7 1, MAGUK p55 family member (gene PALS1). Gene Ontology annotation, molecular function: protein binding. Lineage: Eukaryota; Metazoa; Chordata; Lepidosauria; Squamata; Natricidae. The record is from RefSeq and is a predicted model, not a curated record.
UGUGGUCGGAAUCCGGCACGGGAGGUGGCCGAAGUUGCGGUGCUUGACUGACUCUCGCUCGGCAGAAGGCAAAACCGGGGAGCUUCUCUUCCUUCCCUCCCCCCCCCUUCGUCGCCUCUGGUUGGGAGAGCUCCGGAGUGGCGCGGGAGCUGCGUGCCUCUCGCUUUCGCCUCGCACCUGGCUAUGCCUCCUUGUCCGUCAGUGCUGGUGUUAGGAGCGUGAAGAUUUCUUCCUGGAGAUUUUUUUCAUAUUCCUCUGGUCAUGCAUAAGAAGAAUUAUUUAACAUUAUAAUGGAUUUUAAGUGGAACUACCAAGAAAAGAAGUGUUAUAAUAAAAUUUAUGUCUGACAAGCCAUAUAGCUUCUCACAUAGAACAAUGACAACUUCUCAUAUGAAUGGACAUGUAACAGAAGAUUCAGACAGUGAAACAAGAAUUAUGGAUCUUGCACCUCUUGAAGAAUCUCAGAAACACAGGGAAAUGGCUGUGGAUUGCCCAGGUGAUCUAGGCAACCGCAUGAUGCCAUUACGGCGGAGUGCUCAACUUGAACGGAUUCGACAACAGCAAGAGGACCUAAGGCGAAGGCGGGAAGAAGAUGGGAAAAAACAAGAACUUGAUCUUAAUUCUUCUAUGAGACUGAAGAAGCUGGCACAAAUUCCUCCCAAGACUGGAAUAGACAACCCUAUGUUUGACACAGGAGAAGGAGUAAUUCUGGAGAGCCCGCAUUGUGCUGUGAAAGUCCUAGAAGUUGAUGAGCUGCUGUGUUCUCUUAAACACGUCCAACACACGCUGAUAGAUCCACAAAGUCAGGAGGAAAUUGCUCUCAUUUUACAGCUUGUGCAAAAUACUGACUUUCAAAAUGCAUUUAAGAUACACAAUGCUGUUACUGUGCAUAUGAACAAAGCAAGUCCCCCAUAUCCUCUUAUCUCCAAUGCACAAGAACUUGCACAAGAGGUACAAAAUGUUUUGAGACCAAGCCAUCAAAAAGAUGGGCUGGAACUUAAUUCUUUAUUGAAUGCUCCUCAUGUUCAGGCACUACUUUUGGCUCAUGAUAAAGUUGCUGAGCAGGAAAUGCAACCAGAAUCAGUGGCAGAUGAAAAGAUAUAUGAAAAUGUUGGGGUGUAUGGAGGAGAAACAGUUAAAAUUGUUCGCAUUGAGAAAGCUAGAGAUAUUCCAUUGGGUGCCACAGUGCGAAAUGAAAUGGAUUCCGUCAUCAUUAGUCGAAUAGUGAAGGGAGGUGCUGCUGAAAAGAGUGGGCUCUUACAUGAAGGUGAUGAAGUUUUGGAAAUCAAUGGAACUGAAAUUCGUGGAAAAGAUGUUAAUGAGGUUUUUGACUUGCUGGCAGAUAUGCAUGGCACUCUGACAUUUGUGCUGAUUCCAAGCCAACAGAAUAAGCCUCCACCUACUAAGGAGACAGUGAUUCAUGUGAAGGCUCACUUUGACUACGAUCCUUCUGAUGACCCUUAUGUCCCUUGCAGAGAGUUAGGGCUGUCUUUUCAAAAAGGAGAUAUACUUCAUGUGAUCAGCCAGGAAGAUCCAAAUUGGUGGCAGGCUUAUCGAGAUGGAGAUGAAGAAAAUCAGCCUUUGGCAGGCCUCAUUCCAGGAAAAAGUUUUCAGCAGCAAAGAGAAGCAAUGAAGCAAACUAUAGAAGAGGACAAAGAGCCAGAAAAAUCAGGAAAACUUUGGUGUGCAAAAAAGAACAAAAAGAAACGAAAGAAAGUUCUGUAUAAUGCCAACAAAAAUGAUGAUUAUGACAACGAGGAGAUUUUGACUUAUGAAGAAAUGUCACUUUAUCACCAGCCAGCAAAUAGGAAACGACCUAUUGUCCUGAUUGGUCCCCAGAACUGUGGUCAAAAUGAACUGUGGCAAAGAUUAAUGAAUAAUGAAGCUGACCGAUUUGCUUCUGCAGUUCCUCAUACAACACGAAAUAGGAGGGACAAUGAAGUAGCUGCCAGGGAUUAUCAUUUUGUAUCACGGCAAGUAUUUGAGACGGAUAUUACAGCAGGAAAGUUUAUUGAGCAUGGUGAAUUUGAGAAGAAUCUGUAUGGUACCAGCAUAGACUCUGUCCGACAGGUGAUCAAUUCUGGAAAGAUAUGUCUCUUAAAUCUUCAUACACAGUCAUUGAAGAGUUUACGAAAUUCAGACUUGAAACCAUAUAUUAUCUUCAUUGCACCUCCUUCACAAGAACGGCUUCGUGCAUUGCUGGCCAAAGAAGGCAAAACUCCAAAGCCAGAAGAACUAAGAGAAAUCAUAGAGAAAACCAGAGAAAUGGAGCAAAAUAAUGGCCAUUACUUCGAUACAGCGAUUGUGAAUUCUGAUAUUGACAAAGCAUAUCAAGAAUUGCUUCGUUUAAUUAACAAACUUGAUACAGAACCUCAGUGGGUUCCAUCCUCUUGGCUGCGAUGAAAACAGAGCCACGCCAGUGAAGAAAGGGUUUUGCCAAUUGCAUCCUUUUCAUCCUUACUAAUUUGUUUAAUCCUCAAAUCCAACUAUGUUGCUGUGAUUGUAGAAUGUCUGGCUUUCUCUACUUCUAAUUAGACACAGUGUGAACAAGCCACAUUUUAAUUAUUUAAAAAGGUUUUUCUAACAGCUUCUUUUUGUCUAGACUAGAGUUUUGGUCUUCAAGCAAGUAUAUUUAUACAGUCCAUGAUCAUUAUUAAUAUAGGUUACUUUACACUGGUAACUUAAUGAUCUAAUGAAAAUAUUGUAGCUCUCAAAAAUACCUUUAGGAAACAUUGGAUGGAUGAAAUAAUCAAGAAGAAAAAGGAACUAAUCUGCACAUUUUCUUCUUCAUAGUAUAAAGGGGCCACUAAUAUGGAGUUGUCCUUAGGCUUGAAUUUUUUUAAAUUUUAAAUUUAAUUUUAAUUUUUUAAAUUAAACAUUCCUUUAUCCAAUAGCACUGUAAUUUUUUAAAAAUAUGUAUAAUGUAAAUAAUUAAACAUUUUUUUGUCUUUAGAUACUUUGUAAAUCAGAUUGAUAGCUUAUUAAAUGAGAUUCCACUAAAGGUGAAUUCUAUGUAUAAGUCAAUAUUUGAGAUGUGAUAUUUUUAUGGAUUUUCCCCCUUUUGUCUACAUCACUUGAUUGGAAGCCACUGGUAUCCCAAAGAACUAUGGAGCAUUUUAGAAGGGAAGCUAUAUUUUUAUGACAAUUCUUAUAUGGAUUUUUUACAAGGCUUUGCUUCCUUACAAUGUAAAAUUGUUUUCAUAAACAAACAAAUGAAAACUAGAGUUGGGAAUAGUGAAUAUUAGCAUAUAUUCUUGUAUUUUUAUAUGUAGGUACAAGACAUCUCAUGGCUGUUGGAAUUAGUAUUAAGUAAUCGGGUUAUAGCCCUGGAACAGUAACAUAAUAUGGAUGUUAGGAACUUGUCUUAUUCUCUUUUCUAGAAAUCCCUACUGAAAAGGUCCAUUGGGUAAAUAUUGGCGGCUUCUCCAGUAAUAGCUGUUUUGGAAAUAGAUUAGUUUUCUUACUUUAUUGUUCAUGGCACCCUUGAAUGUGAAUAUUAAUAAAUGUUUUUCUCAACCAUAGCUUUUAUUUUUAUAUACUGUCUUACACUGGAAUUACUUCAAUGUGUAGUUGAAUAAGUGAAGUAUUAGCUAUUUCUUUAUGUUAUUUCAUUUCCCCCCUCAUAAUAUAUGAAAUAGAAAAGAACUCAGCAAGAAUAAUACUUUUUUAUUCAUUGUUAAACAUGCUUUAUGGCAUGUAGCAACUGUUUGGAAAAACUAGCUUAAGAACUGAAAUUGUUCAGUAUUAUAAGCAUCCCUCAGCAAGCAAGAAAAGAGGAAAAAAUAAAAAAUGGAAAUAUAAAACAGUUCCCUCCCAUUCAAAUUCUGUUAUUCUUAUAUUUAUAAACUGAUGGUAAAAUAAUCACCUAGUAAUGUGCCUCAUCCAGUAAAGCCUUUGGAAUAAUUCCUGAGACAUAAAUAUGCAUCUUGAACAUUUAAAGCAUAAUUAAGUUUGUAGACCAGGCAUACAACUUUGAACAUGUAUGUCCUGUUCUUCAUAACUAUUGUUGCAAAAUGACCAUAUUUCAAUUACUCUAUGCUAAUCUUGGAAAAAUUUAACAAGGAUAGUCUUGGAUAGGAAAUAAUCAGAAAAAGAUUAAACUUAGAAGUUGAAAAAGGCAGGGAAACAUUUUAGUUUUUGUUUCUAAGAAUAUUUCAAGCAAAGGUCUAUGAAAUCACCCAGAAUCAAGCACAAUUUAAAACAAAGUAUUAGGAUGAAAUGAUUGCAUUGUGGAUAGUAAAAUCUGUAUUUGAUUUUUUUUUGCAAUAGGUGUAACAUUUACAUGUAUGUAGAAUACCAACCUACAACUUUUUUCACUAUCAUACUUGAAUUCUGGUAUAAUCCAGGAGCAAUGAAUUCUGCUAUAAUUCUGGAGCAAUAGAUAAAUUAAUUAUAUUGAUGUGACACAGCAGUGAGUGUAUUACAUAUUAAGAUGCACAAAACAAUGAAUCCCUUUGUUACGUUUUUGUUGCCCUUUUAAUAUCUAAGAAUCUAGAGUUUGCUGAACAGAGAAAUUACUAAAUAUUAGAUGGGUUUUAAAAGACUACAGAAAAUAUUUACGGCAGUUAAACAGAUGCAACAAAGCCAAAUAAUGGUAUUAAGAUUGUUAAAAUUGUAUUUUAUAGAUCAGUUGGUAGUAACAAAUUUAUUCCUUUAUUCUGCUGCUGAAAGCAUGCAUUUUGAAGUCUUUCAAAAUGCAUGAUGAUUAGAAAAAAAUAGAGACAUUGAUUACUAUUUAAGUGUUUUGCUAUAUGCUGAAUGAGUGUACUGGAUUUUUCUUGGCUAUUGAAACAGGAACAUUUUUAAUCAAGUAAACAUUAUUUCAUUGGCAUGAAUGUAACCAUGUCUAAUAAGGACAAUAAGAGGCUUGUAAGGUAACUGUGACAAUGCACCAAUGCUGUAAACUGUAUGCUAAUGUAAACAUGUAUAUUUCCUGACUUCAAGUAAAUGUUAACUGUUAAUAUAUUUUUAUUUUAGUGGCUUAUUACAAAAUAUUGUAAUAAAGAUGAGUGUAUGGAAUGAAUUAUAAAAACUGCAAUGCAGUCUGUUGUGAUAAAUAUCACCAGCAUUGUUCCAAAUAUCCUUAUACCAGCUUGGUGCUUCCAGAUAUAUUUGGGGCUACAGGUCCCAGAAUUCCUGGGCAGCAUAGCCAAGAUAAAGAAUUCUGGAAUUGCAGUCAUAAGAGAUAUGGGAAGUACUAGAUCGGUGAAGGCUGAUUAUGGGAAGUUUUGCUAUUCGGACUCUGCAUGCUUUGGUGACUCCAAAUUCCCUUUUGUGAACAUAACAUCCCUGUUUUAUUAAAGCGUUUCAGAUUUUUCUGGCAAACCUGAAAAAAAGAUUGGCCACUACUUAAAGGAAUCUGCUUAUUAAAAAUUAGUGAAAUUCUUAAAGCAGUUACCUUUUAUUCAGGCUCCUAUAGAAGCUGGAUAAAGCUCAGGCUGUUUUAAGAGAGAAUAGGGAAGUGUUGUAUUCAUACAGGCCUCAAGCACUUUUAAAGUGCAAUUACUGUACCCCUCUCAGCUGUCAUUGAAUUUAACCAUGUACAAAAUUAUUUCCACUGACAUUAUCCAGACUUGUUCCAAGGAGUCCCCAAACUCUGGAGUGCCCAUGGAGUUACCAGUUGUGGAAGAAUGUGUUCUACCAAUGGUAUCUCUUCAGCUGGCAGAUGAAAUUGGAUAUCACCUAUUGCAGAGAUGUAAUGGCACUUCCUAUAGCCACAAUGUACUAUGGAGACAAAAGCCACCUGAUUUUUAUACUUGCUUGAAGUUCUUUCACUAUUCAAGUGCAUCAGUCCAAUUUACUUUUUUCUAAUGAUUCAAUAGGAAACUAUCUUGGCACAAGUCAUUAUCUGUGAGAGUACAAUUCAGAUCCAUCAGAUUAGCAAACUGGGGCAUGAUAACCAAUAUUCUCUAUGCAUUGUCCGCCCUCCACCUUUGCAGAAAAGGUAAGUUAGUAGAGAUUACUAACUACACAGGUGAUUCUCAAUGGUAAUUUCUUCCAUAUGUUAUGUUUGCCCAAAAGUAUUUAAAUAAAAACUCUUAAUCCUUGAGUAAGUUUGAGAAUAUUUUCAACCUGAUUUAACAGCUCAAAUGCAGCUUGUAACAACCUUAUGACAAGUAAGGUACGGACUAAACAAAUGAAACUUGAAUAUUGUGUGUUAAAUUGUGAAGGUUUUUCACUGUCCUCUGAGAAAGAAUUAGCAAAUCUUGCACCAUUUAUUUGCUUACCAAAAAUAAAGUU